AUGCAGAAGUCAUACAAUUAUAAUUACUCUAGGGUUUUGAUGUUUUUAAUGUUGUGUGUAGUGGUGAGGUCUCAACUUAGUGCAGAUUUUUACGCUAGAAGCUGUCCGAAUCUGCUUAAUAUUGUUCGAAAAGAGGUUAAAAACGCGAUAAAGAAUGAGAUGAGGAUGGCUGCUUCUUUGCUUCGACUUCACUUCCAUGAUUGCUUCGUCAAUGGAUGCGAUGCAUCGGUGUUGUUGGAUGGAAGUGACGGCGAAAAGUUUGCGCUUCCGAAUUUAAACUCAGCAAGAGGAUACGAAGUGAUCGACACCAUAAAAAAUGCAGUGGAGACCUCUUGCAGCGGUGUCGUUUCGUGUGCCGAUAUUCUCACACUAGCUGCUCGAGACUCCGUGCUCUUGGUAUGUAAUUACAAUAAAUUAAGUGGAGGGCCAUCAUGGAAGGUAGUGUUGGGGAGAAGAGAUGGAUUAGUGGGUAACCAAACGGGAGCAAAUUCAGCACUUCCUUCUCCGUUUGAAUCUCUUGAUAAUAUCAUUGCCAAAUUUGCUGCCGUUGGUUUAAACGUUACUGACGUCGUUGCUUUAUCAGUUUUUGAAGGCGGGCACACAAUUGGGUUAUCAAGAUGCGCGCUCUUCAGCAACAGGCUAUCCAAUUUUUCCGGCACCGGAGCACCGGACAGCACGCUCAACACCAGCCUGAUUCCGGAGCUGCAGACCGCCUGUCCGGCCACCGGCGACGGCAACAACACCGUCCCCCUAGACAACAGAUCCAGAGACUUAUUCGACAACCGCUACUUCGUCAAUUUGGUCAACGGGAGGGGCAUUUUGCAGUCCGAUCAAAUACUUGUUUCCAGUGACUCAGCUCAGUCAACCACCAGAAGUAUUGCCCAACUCUACAGUACAAAUGCUACGGUUUUCUUUUGUGACUUCGUGAAUUCCAUGAUUAAGAUGGGGAAUAUUAGCCCCUUAACCGGAUCAAAUGGACAGAUUAGAAAGAAUUGCAGGGUUGUCAAUUCUUGAUUAUUAUUAUUAUUAGGGUUUGGUUUAUUUCUCUAGUUGGGAAUUGUAAUGGGGUCUAUCUAAUAAAAUUUAAUUUGGGAUUAGUAAUUAAUUAUUUGUUCUCUAAUAUGUG
Molecule: messenger RNA, 1126 nt
Organism: Erythranthe guttata (spotted monkey flower)
Lineage: Eukaryota; Viridiplantae; Streptophyta; Magnoliopsida; Lamiales; Phrymaceae
Source: RefSeq, a predicted model, not a curated record